AGUACUCACUACAGGUUUGACACAUUUGAGCUUCUGCCUGUAUGUUGGGAGAAGAUGGACAGCACAGGGGACAGAGCAAUAUGCACCCUUUAAUACAAUAUAUCAAUGAUCUAAAAUGUCUAAAAUAUCUGAUGAGGCAUGUGGCAUGAUGUUUGUAUUUGAGCAGUUCAUCAAUGAGUUUAGCUCUGUUGAAGUCUCCAAAAAUAAUGAAAAACGAGUUAACAUGUUUGUGCUCUGCACUCAUGAUCUGCUCUUCUAGAGCUUGUUGUGCCUUGCACAUGCACACGAGGUUAAAAGUAAACUCCUACCAACACAACAGAGGAGAAUUCCUGAGACUAAGAAUGGUUUAUAGUUUAUGAAACAUGAUUCUAAGUUAGUUAGGACUGCACAAUUUCAUUAGAACAGUGACAUCUGUACAUUAACCUUUAUUGAUGUAAAAGUAGUAUCCUUUACAGCAUAACCUGUAGCAUUUUUUGUUGCUCAUUUAAACAUUCUGUCUGGAUGCUGCCCACUGGUGCACAUUCAUGUUAUGCUAAAAUAUGUAUGAAUGUACAUCUCCUCGCAAGAUGUUGGAUGGAGCAGAAAGCAUACACUGUACAAAGGAUGGGACGUGGAGUGUAUCUGUUCCAAACUGUAUAGACAUAAAAUGUCUCCCACCUCAAAUACUAUUUGGGACCAUUAUUGAACCACAGGAAGAGUAUCAAGAGAAUGAACUGAUAAAAUACGCAUGUGAUAAAGGAUACAAGGCCACACCUGGAACCCCUAAAUGCACUAAAAAUGGCUGGAGUAUAAAGCCAGAAUGUGAAGAAGUUACCUGCGUGCUUCAGUUUGGCAUACCUGGAGUACAUAGUACAUCUCCAAGUGGAAAAAAUAUAUUUAAGCCUGAAGAAAGCUUAACACUUACUUGCAGAAAAGACCACUGGAUAUUGGGAACAAGACUAAACUCACAAAUAAUUAAAUGCAAAGACAAUGGUGAAUGGGAAAGGUCACCGAUAUGUAAUGAAAUUACCUGUAAUGUUCCCCAUGAUGAGAAUUUGGCUUUCUACUACUUUUCUGGUGAUAAAAAACUGGGGGACACAAAGUUUUAUGAGUGUAUCCACGGUUAUCAAAAAACAGCUUCACGCGCUACGUGUACAAUCGACGGCUGGAGCCCAAGAACACUGUGUACAAAGAUGACUUGUCCUGAACCAGAGAUUGCACAUGCAGAGAUACUGAGACCUAAAGAUACUUACACAAUAGGUGACAGAAUUACGAUACAGUGUUUUCCUGGAUAUGAACCAGUUAGUUCUUUUGUCAUCACUUGUAAAAGGCAGCAGAAAUGGGAAAAUAUGAAACGCUGUACUCUUGCAAAAGGAGCAUGUGGUAAGCUCACUUUGACCAAUGGAUUCAUACAGUAUUCCAAAGACCAUGAUGGAGCCCAACGUGCUUCCUAUUCAUGUGACACUGGUUACAAAGCAUUUGAUGAAAAGUGGUGGGGAGUAGUAACCUGCCAACAGGGGGUUUGGAGUCAUCAGCCACAGUGUAUACGAAAGAAUGAGUGUGGUUCUCUUCCCAAUGUUAAGCAUGGAAAGCAAAUUCAAAUAAACGAAGCUCAUCAAGAUGGCCAACGGUUAAAAAUCGAAUGUGAUUUGGGCUACAAAUCCAGACUGUCUUCCAUCAGAUGUUUGAAUGGCCAGUGGGAGACAUCAGUCUGUGAACGGCACAGAUGUAAUACUCCCCCUGAAGUAGAAAAUGCAGUUAUCACCUCUUACAGUACAGACCAGGAAUUGGAGCAAUUAGUGACAUUUAAAUGUAAAGAAGGUCUUGAACUGCACGGGCAUGACACAAUUUCCUGUAUUAACUCAAAAUGGGAGCAAACACCAACAUGUAAACCAUUUCAAUGCCCAAAUCCCGACCACAAAAUAGAGAAUGGUGUUUUGAUGACAAGUGACCAUGACAACAAGGGAUAUUGGGAAGGAGACAAAGUAGAAUACAAAUGUAAUGACGGUUUUCGGUUUCCUGGAGAGAAUAUAGCUAACUGUACACAGAGAGAAUGGAGUUACCCAAAGUGUGAAACAUCACCAACCAUUAGUCUUGACCAAGACACUGAAAUUCCAUUGAAUGAGACAAACCAACAUGGUGAUAAAUUGUUGGGUCAAGAAAACAGCACAGUCGCAUGUAAUGGACAAAGCCAGACAGACUCAGGCUGUGAAGAAGUUACCUGCGUGCUUGAGUUUGGCAUACCUGGACUGCAUAGUACAUCUCCAAGUGGAAAAAAUAUAUUUAAGCCUGGAGAAAGCUUAACACUUACUUGCAGAAAAGAUCACUGGAUAUUAGGAACAAGACUAAGCUCACAAAUAAUUAAAUGCAAAGACAAUGGUGAAUGGGAAAGGUCACCGAUAUGUAAUGAAAUUACCUGUAAUGUUCCCCAUGAUGAGAAUGUGGCGCAUCCUUUCUACUACUUUUCUGGUGAUAAAAAACUGGGGGACACAAAGUUUUAUGAGUGUAAUUACAAUUAUCGAAAAACAGCUUCAUACGCUACAUGUACAAUCGACGGCUGGAGCCCAAGAACACUGUGUACAAAGAUGACUUGUCCUGAACCAGAGAUUGCACAUGCAGAGAUACUGAGACCUAAAGAUACUUACACAAUAGGUGACAGAAUUAGGAUACAGUGUCUUCCUGGAUAUGAACCAGUUAGUUCUUUUGUCAUCACUUGUAAAAGGCAGCAGAAAUGGGAAAAUAUGAAACGCUGUACUCGGCUCAGAUGUGAUACUCCCCCUAAAGUUGAAAAUGCAAUCAUCACCUCUCACAGUACAGAGCUGGAAAUGGAGCAAUCAGUGACAUUUAAAUGUGGAGAAGGUUUUGAAUUGCAUGGACAUGACACAAUUUUGUGUAUCAACUCAAAAUGGGAGCAAGCACCAACAUGUAAACACACUGUAGUGGAAGCAGCAGCCCCUGCUGGUACCUGAGGUACCCCAACACCCCUUGCAUAAGGCCUUCUUAUCAAGAUGCUCUGGAAUACCAGUCUCUGCCCUACUGACUGACCAGACCUUCAACCCACUGGUAACACCCACUCUGGGAGGCCUCUUUACAACACCAGAAUUCUUUUGUCUCUGCUAAAAGGGCACUCCUUUCCCUUAUCAGGUCUCCAAAACCAAUCUGUAAAGAAGGGUUAUUACUCCGACAGGACACAUGGCCCAAGACUUUACGACCCCAGAUCUUGACUGAGGAAAGGCCAUAAUGUACCCUGCUUUGAAUUUAGGGAUGAGUUUACAAGCUGGAAUACUUAUAAGAUCAAUAGUAAGAAAAACUUAUAAAGCACAUAUUCUUGAAGGAUUAGGGAAUUUGACCUUUCCCCUCUGAAAGGCCUUCUCGUGAGCAUUGCAGUGAGGCCAAAACCAUAUUCAUAAUCUCUUUUUUUUAUAUGUAAUAGGAUUUCUUUGAUUGCGUGAACUAUGAAUCCACAGCUCCCCUCGGAGACAAUAUCAGACUCCCCCAUCUGGAUUUAUUAAGCACAUAUGGCCAAAAGUGCACUGAUAUAUACAUAACAGUCUCAGCAUGCUCAAUUCUGAGUGAAAUCUAAAUAGCUAUCAUCACUGAACUGUUAUGAAACCCACUCUCUCUAAAUUUAUAACUUUUCUUAUGUUAUUUCAUUCAUGAAAUUAUUACAUCCAUGUCUUAACCCUAUUUUUGUAAUGUUUGCAUAUUAACCUUUAUACAUGUAUUACUUAGUGACUACGUCUUCAUCUCAAGUAUAACAGACAGAGGAACAUUAUUUGAAUGAUUAAUACUAGUACAGUACAAUACAUGUGUAAUAAUCAUACUCUGUAUCUUUCUCUAUCGCUCUUUUCUAUGCUCUUCUAUCUUCCUACGUGUCUCCACGUAGUGUGAUUCUUGAAAUGUAACUGCUUUCCUAUAUAUAAUUAUGUGCUUUAUAUUGCUUAUAAGAAUGUCUUCAAACUAUCUAUACAUAUUUGGACUAAAGGGCACAGGUGAAUUAAGGAGACUGAUCCUGCCUGUUAUAGAUUAAAAGAAAUAUAUCUCAUAAGCAAGUAUCAUUACCUAGUUGUUUUAUUCCCCUCUUUCUCUUCUUUUUUGUUACAUUUUUUGAUCACCCACGAAAGCCAUUGACGAGACAAAGAAGCAUGAAUAUGCAUGAGCAUACAUUGGGAUAAUGCCCUUCGAGACCCCUCCCACAAGUCAGGGUUAUAAACAUGGACAUUCAAUAACAAAGGUUAGAGUUAAAAGUUAAGAAAAAAGUUGGAUCCAGAAAAGAAGAAGUUGGAACCUCUCAUGAGAAGGAUUAAGUACUUAGAAUAGUGUCUUAUUUUAUGUCCGUCUUAUAACUAGUGUGUUAAAAUCUCCUACUGUAGUCUCCUACUACAAUUUCUUAGAACUAAUAUAAGUACAUGUUUACUGAUUUUCAGCUGUCUACAUGCAACUGUUUGCCAGAAAUCCCACACUGAAUACAUCAUGUUUUUUGGUUAAUUUCCACAACAAUCAUGCCAGUCCUUUUAAAUGUCCUUUAAAAACAUGCUUUCAGUAUAAGAUAACUUCAGAUUUUGUCAUAGAAAAUUCAAUUACCAUCAAAGCAACUGCGUGACAAUUUUAAAUAGUAUAUAGAAUGCUAAUAAACUUCUUUAUUUGCUUGCUCACAUCUUUGUACACAUCAUGUCUUCGUAACCUAACACAAAAUAUGUACGUCUUAGUUACCACAAAAUGCACAUU
Electrophorus electricus (electric eel) is the source of this 4707-nucleotide messenger RNA. The record is from RefSeq and is a predicted model, not a curated record. NCBI's taxonomy places the organism in Eukaryota, Metazoa, Chordata, Actinopteri, Gymnotiformes, Gymnotidae.